AUGAUUUUAUUUCACGCAGGUAGUUUGUCAACAUCCAUAGAGGCGACCAGUUAUGCGCUAUCUGCAUUAUCAUUGUGCCCUAAAGGGUUACGUACCACUAGCUGUGCUUCAGACGCUCGAGGUGCCGUACGCUGGCUAUCCGCCCACAGGCAUGCUGCUGGCGGAUUUCUAUCCACGCAGGAUACUCUAGUAGCACUUGAAGCUCUAUCGGCGUGGUCAACGGUGCAACCAUCCUCGCCACUAAACCUCACUGUAAAAGUUCGCAGCAGAAAUGAUGUGAAGUCAACGCUCAUUCAAGCUGGGGAUAAAGUACCUCAAGUCAUGAAGAUGACUACUGGAGAUCAACUCGACGUAGCCGUAGAAGGAUCUGGUUGCGUUCUCGUGCAAGCGAGCCGCUCCUACCACAGCGCGAGGGCAAUGGAGAGGGGGGUGGUGGCGGGGAGUGCACGCUCCCUCGCGGUGCAGGUGCGCGUGCGCACCGACGGCACCUUCGACUGUGACGCCAACCAAACGCUCUGCUUUUGCGCCGCAGAAAUAGAGGCGUGCGUACGUUGGGCUGGUGGAGCGGGAGGUAUGCGUGUUCUAGAAGUACGACUGCCGGGCGCCGCUGCCGCCGACGCUGCCAGACUAUACUCACAGCUCAAGCCGCCACACACACUACUACGCCGCAUCGAGUUGACCCCAAGCGGUGGACGAGCUACCUUCUAUUUGGACGACACUGGUAUAGAAACUGAAACAGAGGGCCACGCCUGCUACUAUGUACACGCCGUAGCUCCCAAGACUAAGACAAAACCAGCCUAUGCCAGAGUGACAGACUACUAUAAUCCCACUAUUAAUCAUACUCAGAUGUAUACAAUACCGGAGGACUGUCCACCACGUAUAGCUCACGAAAAUAAUGAAUUCAUAGCAUCAGAUAAUUUAUUCAACAAAGCUAGAUCGCUAUCUGAUAGUAGCGAAAUUGUCAUUACACAUGAAUAUUCAUUUGAAGAUAUCCCGGAAGGUAUACCUCUGGAAGAUCCCAUAUAUGAUACUUUUAACAGAGAUGAGAUCGCAUACUUAACCAAACACAACGAAAUGAAGCACAACACUGCUAAUGACAAAAUACAUAUUAACAAAAUUAACAAUGAAACGAUAGAGAAGAUUGCAAAUUUUGAAGAAAAGAAGAAAUCGGCUAACGUUGAGUUAGUGAAUACUGAAUUUUAUCAAGUAACACAGAAAAGUAUUGCUAAUUAUGAAGAAUCGUCAGUGUUACAUGUGCGAAAUCUAUCCAGCAAUGAAAGCUUUGAUCUCAUUGAUAACGUAGAAAGGAAUACACUCAUCCCUCUAGAAACUUGGCAUGAUUAUAGUAAUUCUUCAAGUGUUGGCAAUCAGAAUGAUUUUGAAAGUAAAGAUAAUACUAAGAAACUGAAUAAUUACGUACCACAAACAAAAAAUAGUAUAAAUCAUGAGACGAACAUGAAUAGUCACGAAACACUGUCUAGUAAAUAUGACGUGACCACAACAAAGAAAGACGGUGCGAUUUCCGACAUUAUUGAAAAUGUUGGUAAGAGUGAUGUAAUAACCCACGAUUAUAGUAUAAAAGGAAGUAGUGAUGUAAAAAAAGAAACAACACACAUGAAUAUUAAAGUAGAAAAUCCGAAUCUGGCCAACUGGCACGUGAUAGAUUCGCCGACAGAUCUGGAGGUUCCCACAGGAAUAGAAGGUCCCAUCCCGUCUGUAGCAUUACCACCUCCAAACUUUGUGUUACCACCGCCAGACUUUUCUCGGACACCAGUUAGCUACCCACGAAGAUUUCAUGGUCCACCUCAAAAUAUGUAUUACUUCUUUCAAUACGAUCCGAGUUUUUACUACAGAGGACGCAAUCCACAGAUUGGCUGAUACCACUUCAGGACGUAGAGCAAUUUUAAUGAUCUCUUUGCUCAUAAGAACAGGGCCUUUAAACUAUUAUUUUAACGACUGAUCGUCAAUAUUAAACUGAUUAACUGCCCCGUAUUUAAUAAGGAAUCGGUUUAAUGAUCAAAACUAAUCUGAUACUUAUAAAUUGACUACACAAGAGCAAGUAGACUGUAAAAAAUAUAUAGGUAGAAAUUGCGUAGUUGUUCAGACUAU
Messenger RNA from Diatraea saccharalis (sugarcane borer), 2109 nucleotides. The record is from the annotation of a GenBank genome assembly. Lineage: Eukaryota; Metazoa; Arthropoda; Insecta; Lepidoptera; Crambidae.